CAAUUAAUGGGAAAUUUUAUUUUUUCCUUUCUUUUUUCAAUCUUAUUCUUAAAUAGCUUUACCCUCUCCUUGGAUUCUAUUACUGAUAAAAAUGCACUUAUUUCCUUCAAAAACUCCAUCACAUCCGACCCUUAUGCUAUCUUGAGCACCAAUUGGUCUCAAAAUACUUCAGCUUGUAAUUGGAUUGGUGUGUCGUGUGGCCUCAAACACGGCCGUGUCACUGCUCUGAAUCUCUCAGGCUACGACCUUGCUGGAACUGUAUCUCCACAUCUCGGAAACCUUUCGUUUCUCAAAUAUAUGGAUAUCAGUUCCAACAGUUUCACGGGAAUCUUACCAUUUGAGCUCUCUAAACUGCGUCGUUUGAAGGUGAUGAAUUUGGGAGUGAAUUCGUUCACCGGUGAAAUUCCAACAUGGUUGGGCAGUUUACCUCAACUAGAGAAACUCUAUAUGUACAACAACACUUUCUUAGGUGAAAUUGGAAGUUUGAGUAUGCUUAGAGAGUUGUUGCUCGGUGCUAACGAUUUCACAGGAAUAAUCCCUGAAGAACUAGGGAAUCUUUCCCAGUUAGAGGUGUUGAGCAUCCCAUCCUCCUCUCUGACAGGAAAUAUUCCAUCUUCAGUGUUCAAAAUAUCUUCAUUGAAAUGCAUGAAACUCUUUAACAACAGUUUGUCUGGAAAUAUCCCAAGUGAUAUAUGCGACAAUCUUCCAAAUAUUCAAGUACUUCAUUUUUGGAACAACCUACUUUUCGGAGAAAUUCCAUCAAACAUAUGGAAAUGCACACAGCUUCAGCGGUUAGCAUUAGCUCUCAAUCAUUUCAGUGGAAAAAUCUCAAGUGAAAUUGGAAAUUUGAGUAUGCUUAAAAUGUUGUGGCUCGGCUCUAAUGAUUUCAGAGGAAUGAUCCCUGAAGAAAUAGGGAAUCUUUCACGGUUAGAGAAGUUGAGCAUCUCAGCCUCCUCUCUCACCGGAAACAUUCCAUCUUCACUAUUCAACAUAUCUUCAUUGAAAAUCAUAAACCUGUCCAACAACGGUUUGUCUGGAAAUAUCCCAACUUUUCACAGUCUUCCUAACUUAGAGGAAUUACAUCUGUCUCGUAACAACUUACAAGGUUGGCUCCCAAGUGAUCUGUGCAGCAGCAAUAUCUCAAACAUCAAAACACUUGAGCUCUAUGGGAAUCAACUUGAAGGGCAUAUUCCACAAAAUAUAUGGAAAUGCACACAUCUUGAGACCUUGCUAUUAGUCGACAACAAUCUCAAUGGUAACAUCCCAUUCGAAAUUGGGAACAUGAGCAUGCUUAGGGAGUUGUAUUUGGGUGAGAACGACUUUCAAGGUGAAAUUCCAACCUCUAUCACCAAUGCUUCUCAGCUUACUGCGAUAUACUUGAGCAGUAACUCAUUCACUGGUCCCGUUCCCAACUUUGCUAAUCUAAGACAGCUGCAAGUCCUUAGCCUCAGCGAAAAUAAUCUGACUGGAGUAGACUCGCCGAAUCAAGAAUUGGGAUUUCUCUCUUCCUUAACAAACUGCCCAAAUUUGUUUUGGUUGGAUAUCAGUAACAAUCCGAUGAUGAAUGGUAUCCUUCCAGCUUCCAUUCGGAACUUGUCUACUUCUCUUUCCAGCUUUAGAGCAUCUAAUUGCAGCAUCAGAGGUAUAAUUCCUCCUGAAACUGGAAAUUUGAGGCAUUUGGAAGUUUUGGAUUUAUCCAAGAAUCAUCUCACAGGAUUCAUCCCAACUACAUUUCCAAUGGGUUGUAGUCUCGAGUCACUAGACUUAAAUUCUAAUAAAUUGGCAGGAUCUUUUCCCCAAUCCCUUUCCAAUUGUCCAAAUCUGCAAGUUCUCGAUAUUGGAAACAAUAGAAUACAAGACACCUUUCCAGUUUGGACUGGAAAUCUCAUUGAUCUUUGUGUCCUCAUAUUGAGAUCCAACAACUUUAGUGGUACCAUUCCUUCUCACACUUCCAAUGCUACUCUUCCAUUCCCCAUGCUGCAAGUUUUUGAUAUAUCCCAUAAUGCAUUCAUCGGCAAUCUGCCCCAUGAAUAUUUGAUGAAUUUUAAAGCGAUGAUGGAUGCAUGGGAGAUUCACCGAGGAGAACGAGAUCUGUCUCGAUUAUACAUAGAUUCAUUGACAAUAACAAUGACAUUAACAGUGAAAGGUAUUGAUAGAGAAUAUAAGAGAAUUCUGAAAACCUUGACAACCAUCGACAUGUCAUCCAACAGAUUCUCAGGCAGUAUCCCAAACAUCAUAGGAAAUCUGAGUUCCUUGAUAUAUCUGAAUCUGUCUCACAAUUGCCUCACAGGAGGUAUACCUGCAUCUCUUGGAAAUGUGCCACAACUCGAGUCGUUGGACCUGUCUUCAAACCGAUUGGAAGGGGAAAUUCCAACAGAGCUUACAAAGCUCAAAUUUCUUUCGGCGAUAAACCUGUCCAUGAAUCAUCUUUCAGGGAUGAUACCUCAAUCCAGUGGCCAGUUUCCCACAUUCGACAAUACAUCAUAUGUUGGAAAUUCUGGACUGUGUGGAUUUCCGUUAUCACAAAAAUGUGAAGAGUCUUCGCCUACAGGGAUGCUGCAAGAAGAUGAUGAUGGUGAUUAUGGUAUUCUAGAAGGAUUCUGUUGGCAGGCUGUUGUUUCCGGGUAUGGAUGUGGAUUUGUAAUUGGUCUGAUUGUGGGUUGUGUGAUUCUUGGGUAUGGAAGGCCUAAAUGGUUGGUGGAAUGGAUCUACAGAUUUUACAGGAUAAAGAUGAGAAGCCGUAGAGGAAAUGUGGAACCACAAAGAAGAAGAAGAAGAACAAGGAGACAAGAAGUUUGUAAUUGGGUUGGUGUGUCGUGUGGCCUCAAACACGGCCGUGUCACUGCUCUCAAUCUCUCUGGCUACGACCUUGCUGGAACUGUUGAUCCACGUCUCGGAAACCUAACGUUUCUAAGAUGUUUGGACAUCAGUUCCAACAGUUUCACGGGGAUCUUACCAUUUGAGCUCUCUAAACUGCGUCGUUUGAAGGUGAUGAAUGCGGGAGUCAAUUCAUUCACCGGAGAAAUACCGACAUGGGCAGCAGCUACGCUCCCUCUGUUGCGCCCAGAACCUGACCCACUCGAUGGAACACCACUGUACGCAGCUACACAGCCGCAAUUCCAGUUCUCCGGCUACCAGCUGCCGCCUCCAAACACCGACCAGCUGCCGUAUCCAUACACCCACCAGCAGCCCCCUCGAUCAAAAGCUAACUCUUGUUGGUAUCCACCGAACCCGCCACAACAGCUCCAGCAGGGGCAGUCACUACCGCCGUCGUGCUGGGAACCACCAUACCAACACCAGCAGUUCAGUUGGUCAGCAUACGAACAGCCACCCACGUGGAAGCCAUCAUGUUGGGGUCUGCCAGCCAGCCGUGCAACGAGGAUCGCUGAGUGCCUAAUCGGAGACGAGACGGGGACAAUUCUCUUUACGGCUAGUAACGAUCAAGGUCUUGUUUGCGACAAUGCCCUAGCUUGUGCUUUGAAUUGA
Messenger RNA from Salvia hispanica, 3486 nucleotides. Lineage: Eukaryota; Viridiplantae; Streptophyta; Magnoliopsida; Lamiales; Lamiaceae. The record is from RefSeq and is a predicted model, not a curated record.